Molecule: messenger RNA, 1582 nt
Organism: Acipenser ruthenus (sterlet)
Lineage: Eukaryota; Metazoa; Chordata; Actinopteri; Acipenseriformes; Acipenseridae
Gene: ccdc12
Product: coiled-coil domain containing 12
Exons: 7
Coding region: 48-536 (162 amino acids)
Cellular component (GO): U2-type spliceosomal complex; post-mRNA release spliceosomal complex
Source: RefSeq, a predicted model, not a curated record
CGAUGCUCUCAAUCUCGCCUGCCUAGUUUGCCGUGUGUUGUAGGAAGAUGGAGCUGGGCAAGGGGUCUCUGCAAGAGGAAGCCUUAAAGAGAAAAGAAAGAUUGAAAGCUCUCCGGAAUAAGCAGCUGCAGAACAGAGACCCAGAGGAUGGCGAGCCCGAGAGUAAGCGUUCUCUGGAAGAGAUUGAGGAGGUGAAGCACAGGGAGCUGAAGCUGCGGAACUACACCCCCGAGGAUGAGGAGCUCCGGGAGAGACAGGUGCCCAAAGCAAAGCCGGCCUCAGUGGAGGAGAAGGUGCGGGACCAACUGGAAGCAGCCAAUCCGGAGCCAGUGAUCGAGGAAGUGGACUUGGCUAACCUUGCGCCCAGGAAGCCUGACUGGGAUUUGAAGAGAGACGUGGCUAAGAAGCUGGAGAAGCUUGAGAAGAGGACACAGAGAGCCAUCGCAGAACUGAUCCGAGACCGGUUAAAGGGCAGUGAGGACGACCUGGCUGCAGCAGUGGGAGCAGUGAGAGGGGAUGAGGGGGACUCAGACUGAUGAUUCUCAUCCUGUCAUUACGUGUGCCGCUUCUUAACAAAGUGCUGCCGCUCUCAAUUAAACUGAUAACACACAGGGGAGAUGCAUGGGCAGCAGCCACUGUAACUUCAGAACAAAAACAUCAGUAGAAAAACACCAGCGGCGCAAAAAGAUGCAUCUAACGCCCUGUCCUAUCCGGUUCUGUCCUGUUCUGUAGCACAAUGCAUCUUUCAAGAUGUAAUGUGCCUCUGGCAACUGUUGAAGCUGCUUCUUGUAGGUGACACUUUUCAUUGGCAGGUUUCCCCUCUUGCUCAAAUGUCUUGAUUUUUUUUACUUGAGCUCGGGGGGGUUGACACCUACAGCUAGUUGUUACAGUACUUGCAACAAAGAAUAAGGUAAAAUAAUAAUUUGUUUUAAUUUGGACUAAAUUGGUCUGCAACAUAUCAACCUUUGUGGUAAACAGCAUUGACAGGUAUGAAAUGUUUCAUGUUGAUACAAUACAGUAUGUUACACUGUAUCUAUACAUUUCAUACCCAUCAUGAAUGUUGACAUGAAACAAAAGUUUAUCUGUUGCUUACCAGUUUUGACAAAAUGUAAAUGUCACCAUUGAGAUUAUCAACAUUUCAGAUACCCCACUUCCUAAGGCCCUUAUCCUUGGUCCUGUAAAAGACAGCGUAUGGCAGACGUGUAUACAUAUAUGUUGCGGUGUGUGUGUAGAUCCAGGUUUAUACCCAUGUAUGUUUUUGUGUGUGUGUGUGUCUAUAUAUAUAUAUAUAUAUAUAUAUAUAUAUAUAUAUAUAUAUAUAUAUAUAUAUUCAUCAGUGUAUAUACACUUGUAUUCACUUACUGGUAUACAAGUACAGCGUGCCUACCAGUGUGCUUCAAACAAUAGUUACAUCCUUGUAUGUUUUAUAUCAGGACCUUGCGCUGGAAGCCUUAUACCUAAAUUCCAUUGCAGCAGCAAAUUUAUUACAGGAGCUGUGAACUUUGUGUUAAAAUGUUUUUUAGUUUUGUUUUUACAGUUCUAGCUGUACAUAUUUUUUGCAAUAAAACCUUUUAAAAAAUGA